GAGCCUCGGGCCAGUCACCCUGUCUGAUGUGACCAUUAACCUUUCGGAAGAUGCAGCUGGCCUCCCUCUGAGUUCGGCCGCUGGGAUGUGAGGCUGGCCCCGCAGACCCUGCGCAGACGUCUCGCUGACAAGUUGGGCUCGCUUUCAGAGCGAUUUGCUCCACUCGCGUGUGGCAGAGAGAAAGAAAAAAAAAAAAAAAUGAGAUUUCAACUACUUCUUCUCGCAUUUCUUAUUUUUAUGAUGAGCCUUCUUUUCAUCCACGGACAGAGGCCAGUGAAUUUGGCCCUGAGAAGAAAACUGCACAGGCAUAACUGUUUUCAGAGGAGAUGCACACCACUCCAUUCCCGAGUGCCCUUCCCCUGAGAAAUCUAGCUGAUUUCCUUGAUUUCUGCCAGAAAGAAGAGAAGGAGUGAAGGAAAGAUUCGCAACCACCCAAAAUAACUUCAACGUGGCAACAGAACAAUUGCUUAGAAGUUAUUGUACAAAGCUGGGCGUGGUGGCGCACGCCUUUAAUCCCAGCACUCGGGAGGCAGAGGUAGGAGGAUCACCUUGAGUUCAAGGCCACCCUGAGACUACAGAGUGAAUUCCAGGUUGGCCUGGGCUAGAGCGAGACCCUACCUCGAAAAACCAAAAAAAGAGAGAAGUUACUGUACAGAAAGGAAGUGUCUGGAAGGACCUGGGAUGGUUUCUUGGUCCACAAAUGGUCUUCUUCCUGAAGAAGUAACAUGCGUGGAGGGCUGACCGCAGCUGGAACACACUUAUUUCUCUACAGAACAAUAAUCUCUCUUGGCUUUCUGCACAUUAUUUUUUAUGAGAAUAUAUUCAUUGUACAUAGGGAUGGGAUUCAUAAAGCUAUUUUCCUACAAGUA
Jaculus jaculus (lesser Egyptian jerboa) is the source of this 869-nucleotide messenger RNA. RefSeq names its product apelin receptor early endogenous ligand (gene Apela). Lineage: Eukaryota; Metazoa; Chordata; Mammalia; Rodentia; Dipodidae. The record is from RefSeq and is a predicted model, not a curated record. Gene Ontology annotation, molecular function: apelin receptor binding. The transcript is spliced from 3 exons. Gene Ontology annotation, biological process: heart development; apelin receptor signaling pathway. The coding region runs from base 199 to 363 and encodes 54 amino acids.